UCCGUUGAAUGAAACCCUACAGGGUUUUGCCUUAAUGAUAAUGCCUGGCCCUUUCUUUGAAAAAAUUAUAACGCCAUCCACGAUGAAUGAGAAAAAAAUUAGUAAAAUUGGUUCGUGAUCAAUAUUUACUAUUUAGGCUGCUAUACCAUGGGAUUUUUACAGUGAUCGGUUAUUACCCAAUACCUCUGGGCUUUUACCCAAUACUAUUUAGGCUGCUAUGCAUGUAAAUCUCAAUGUACUAAAUGCAAGCGGGUCUGUCUUGUUAUUCCAAGCAAGAAAUUUUUGAAAAUAUAAAAUGUCUUUAUUAUUUGUAAUAAAUGUGAUCGGUUAUUAGGUAUGAGGCAAUUAGUGUGCACCUCUACGACCGGGAAAGUAUGUAUGCAAUAAAUACACGUACCCCUCACAACUCACAUCCAUUGUUUUCUCUCUCUUUAAUUUGUACUCUUUUAUCUUAUACACAUGGUUGUGGUGGCUCGUCCAUCACUCAAUCUGCAAGCUAAUUCCAUCUUCGUCACACGACGUUCUUGAACAAAAGUGUAUACUUAGAUGUGAAAAUUUUUUCACUUUAUGAGUAAUUUGUAAUGCAGACAUCUAACUUGAGAAUGUUGCGCUCGCGGUCACCUAUAUAUAUAUUUGAUUCAUACAAGUUAGUUUUUAUUUGGAAGAAGGGAAUACAUAAAUGCAAUGGUAUAUAAGCACGGGAGCUAUUGUGAUGCGAACUCGUAACGUUUUUUGUUCUUUUUUUUUUCUUUUCUUUCUUCUGAAUAGUAUGUAUUUAAUGAAAGUGGGGCUUUACUUGUAAAAAAUUUAAAAAUUGGACAACUUGGAACUUGGAAGGUAAUACUUACAUCGCUCCAUUGGAGAUACACAUAUAUAUAUAUAUAUAUAUAUAAUAUAAGGGCCCCAAAUGGUAGGCAUAAUAUUAAAGGGAGGAAGUAAAUACUUUGGAACUCAAUAAAUCAGAGUUCCAACAGUAACCCUUUUUGGUAUCUCCAUCGUGGAUCUCUUGCCUACCACAUUUCCUUCAACUUUCUCUCUUCAGCCGUGCGCCAUUGAUUUGAUCGAUCCCCCACCACACGUUUCAAAGAACUUAUAAAGAAAGAGCUCUCGGCGGCCAUGGGAAAACCAUAGCUAGCUAGCUAGUAAGAAGCAGUACCACGAGAAUUAGUUUGGCUAACACACGUCGUGUUAGUAAAUCUCAGUCUUCUUUACUUUCUUAUAUUGUUGGGUUUUUCUUUUUCGUUAUAACGGCGACUACUAAACAUCUGUCAUGAAGAUGGUAGUGGUGGAGUGUGGUCUAAGGGUAGCAGCCGUGGCGGCUCUCGUUCUGGCGGCUUGUUUGGUCGGGCUGGAUUCUCAGACGAAAUACAUCUUGUUUCUCGACAAAACGGUCACUUACAAGAACUUGAACUCUCUCAUAGCUUUGGUGUACGUGGAUAUAGCGGCGGCUGCUUAUAACUUGACUCGACUCGUGUUAACGCUGUUAAUGGCGGGGAGAUCAUAUCGGAGGUCAGCGUCGUCCUCGUCGGAGACUCUGUUGAAUGCUCCCAUCGUGUCCUGGGGCGGCUACGUAUUAGACCAGGUGGGGGUGUACGUGACCUUUGUGGUGACAUUAGCAGCUCUGCAACACUGUACACUGGUGAUAACAGGGGAGAAAGAGCUGCAAUGGAUGAAAUGGUGCAACAAGUUCACCAGAUUCUGCCUUCAGAUUGGCGGUGGCCUCUUCUGCAACUUCCUAGCUUGCAUUCUCAUGGCGCUCCUUUCCUUCGUCUCGGGGUUCCACUUGUUCAGACUCUACUCUCCUACCCGCUUCCUCCGACUCAAGAAAAUGAGUACUACUCCUCCGCCGCCGCCGCCGCCAACGGCCGCGGCGGCGUUGUGAUGAUCGAACGCAUGCAGGUGUAUAUAAGUAUGUACACAUAUCUUUCUUUCCCAAUCUAUCAAUGCGUGUGGAGAAUUUUUUUAUUUUUUAUAAUUAAUGUGAGAUAAUGUAUGAAGUAUGUUUAAGUUAUGGUGAAAUUUGUUGGUUGAUUUGUCCCAAUGAUGUGAAAUAUUUAUGAAAUGUGCAUUAUUGUUGCUAUGGGAAAAAAAAAAGGUCAGUUAGUCGUGACGAGCUAAUAUGAUAUGGCUACAUGACUAAUCAAAGAUGCUAGGUGUGGUUUGGAGUGUGACAUUAGUUGAAUUAGAUGUCGGUUUAAUUUGUUUGCAUUAUGGACACUUUUCGUCAACGACAGAUUCUAUUGCUUGAGAUUCGGAUAGUAAGUCAAAAUCAAAUCAAUAUUUCUUCAAAAU
Linum trigynum is the source of this 2292-nucleotide messenger RNA. The record is from the annotation of a GenBank genome assembly. NCBI's taxonomy places the organism in Eukaryota, Viridiplantae, Streptophyta, Magnoliopsida, Malpighiales, Linaceae.